Messenger RNA from Fusarium fujikuroi IMI 58289, 1185 nucleotides. RefSeq lists its product as uncharacterized. Bases 1 to 1185 code for a protein of 394 amino acids. The transcript has a single exon. Lineage: Eukaryota; Fungi; Ascomycota; Sordariomycetes; Hypocreales; Nectriaceae. The record is from RefSeq and is a predicted model, not a curated record.
AUGGAUCAGAAACGUCUCGCCCAACUCGGUCGCCGUCAAACAUGGCUCAGUGCUCAGAUUGCUGAGGGUUUUACCUAUACGCCCCCCAGCCAGAUAAUAGGCAGAAUACUUCUGCACAUACGAGAGGCUUGUGAUGAAGCAAAGGAGACGUAUUUGCCUACCGAGAUCCUCGUUAUCCUCUACGGCUUCGGAAACCCUGCAAUCGGCUGUCAUAUGGAUUGCACCAAAGACCUCCUUGAGCCUGAUGCAAUGAUCACUCCUACCAAGAUUAUCAACGAAUUGCCCCCAGGCCGAGAUGUAACUUUGGCCAUGCGCGUGUUUACUACGAAACACUGGGUACAUGCCUACAGGCUGCACAGAAUGCAGCUUGACAAAGUUAAGACGGCUCAUCUAGAUGUCUACAAACAAGCCGGCGAGGAUGGAACAUUGAUCAAGCAAAAUUUUACCGAAGAAGGCGCCUUUGUUUACCGGCAUUCAAAUGCACCGCAGAUACUAUCGGCACAACGUCACUACGAGCUUGCGCUCUGGUUUCGAGAAGGCCUCGAAGAGGACAAAGAUGGCAGCUCGAAAUUCAAGAGAAUAUUGCAAUUCAUGGACCCGUAUCCUAGGGAGAAAGGGGUGAAAUGCUUAGCCAGGGUAGCUUCGUUGGCAAUGGUAGUGAACUUUCGGCUGUCAAUGGCAUUCUUGACGGAUAACAUGGUUGCUCACUUCAACCUCAAACGCCCUAUGCAGCAGACUUGCCUCGAGUGGAUGAUGUUUCGGUGGCUCGAACACCAAGAUAAUCUCACACGCUCUGAUGGAUAUUCCAACUUGUUCAAAGAUCUGAUGGAUAUCGAGAACGGGGCCGAACCACCAUGCAGUGGAUACACCCGAUUCUACCUUUAUCUACGUGCAGCUCACCAUGAAACAUACUUAGCUGAAGAAGAAGUAGGGAAACAUACAGUAGAACACAUCGACAGUGUCUUAGAGGAGAUUGACCUUGUCUUUGAUUACGUACUAGACAAUGUCCAGGAGAAAAUACUCGACCCCUGCGACGAGACCAUUGAAAAUGCGAAAAAGCAGUACGGAAAUCCAGCAGAGGGGGAUUUAAGUCAGCACGCAAGCCUUUGGCCGGAGGGUUUGAAACGUACGAUGCAAGCAUUAUGUGACUUGAUCUAUGAUCAAUGUCCAGUAGGCCACAUUUAG